Contarinia nasturtii (swede midge) is the source of this 1954-nucleotide messenger RNA. Its product is annotated as trimeric intracellular cation channel type 1B.1. Gene Ontology annotation, cellular component: membrane. The coding region runs from base 531 to 1358 and encodes 275 amino acids. The record is from RefSeq and is a predicted model, not a curated record. Gene Ontology annotation, molecular function: potassium channel activity; identical protein binding. Gene Ontology annotation, biological process: potassium ion transmembrane transport. The transcript is spliced from 5 exons. Lineage: Eukaryota; Metazoa; Arthropoda; Insecta; Diptera; Cecidomyiidae.
AGUUCAUAGCUACAUUACUGACAAUACUAAAAUUAGAUUCAUUUGUGUGCUUUUUUUUACAGUGAUCGUGUCGUCGAGAGCCGGUCGACCAAAGUGACUGACGAGCGUGAAAAAAAAAUCACACAAACACAUCAAGUUCUACUGUUGUUGCUGCUGCCGUGAAAUAAAUCUAAAUUUAAACGCACAGAGCAGCAAAACAGUAAGACGAAGCAUCGAUUGUGGACCGUUGCGGUGAUUCUUUUUCAAUCAUUUCAUUUUUAGCUCGUCUCGUUCAGUUUCCCUUUUCGGUUUUGUGAAAAAAAAACUGUUGUUUUCCAUCAAAGAAUAAUUUGCAGUUUUCAGGACGAUAUUUAUCACAUAUGUUCCGGAAAAUGUGUUAUUUUCUACACUGAAUGUAAAAAAAGUACAUACAUACACACAUACACACACAUUGUCUGAUCAAGCGAAAUUUUUACAACCAAAUAUUUGAUUGUUAAAUACCAAAACAAAAGCCGAACGACAACGAAAAGCGAAGCAAAAACAACAUUAAAAUGGAUCCCGAGGCAUUUUUGGACAUGGCCAAUCAGGUCAUUAAAUUGAAAAUGUUCCCGUAUUUUGACAUCGCACAUAGUUUACUCUGUGCAUUGGCUGUUCGAGAAGAUUUGGGCCCUGGUGCGCAAGCAUUUUCGCGAAAACAUCCAUUAGCAUGUUGGUUGUCGACGAUGCUUGUCAUUUUUGCCGGUGGAAUGGUGGCCAAUGGUCUAUUGGGUGAACCAAUUUUGGCACCGCUUAAGAAUUCACCACAACUUUAUGUUGCCACAGUUGUGUGGUAUGUCGUUUUUUACACACCAUUCGACAUUGGUUAUAAGGUUGGAAAAUUUUUGCCCGUUAAAGUGAUUGCAUGCGCUAUGAAGGAAAUUUAUCGAUGCAAGAAGAUUCAUGAUGGUGUAACACAUGCCGCAAAAUUGUAUCCAAAUGCUUAUAUUAUCAUGAUUAUCAUUGGAACGUUAAAAGGAAAUGGUGCCGGAUUCACAAAAUUAAUCGAACGAUUGAUUCGCGGUGCUUGGACACCGACUGCUAUGGAAUUUAUGCAACCAACAUUCUAUACAAAAGCGUCGGUUGUUGCAUCACUUAUUUUCGUAUUGGACAAAAAAACUGAAUUGAUUUCAGCGCCACAUGCUUUGGUCUAUUUUGGCAUUGUGAUUUUCUUGGUCUAUUUCAAACUGUCAUCGAUUUUGUUGGGCAUUCAUGAUCCAUUUGUGCCCUUCGAGAACUUAUUCUGUGCUCUAUUCCUUGGUGGCAUCUGGGAUAGUUUGGCCAAAUUAUUGGGACGUGGUCAAAUCAAAGAAGAACCAAAAGAUGCAAAAAAAUUAAAUUAAUUUAUCACAUAAAUAUUUAUCCAGUUUUCUAGUUACCUUGUUCCCCUAGUCACAAGAAGUUCUUGCCACAGAAAUGUUUUUUUUUGCGUUCAUUAAGCCAAUGAUGACAACACGGCUUAUUUUCAUCGAAUGAGAUCUACGGCUUUUUGAUUUUUAAUGUACAGAAAAUAAUUUUAUGAGAGAAAAAAAAGUGAAAAUAUUCACGCGAAAAUGAGAAAAUGAAAUAUUCUGUUGAUGCCAAACAUACUGUGGGUGGUAUUUGCUUUGGCAUUGUAUUCACAAUAUUUCGACUGAACAAAAGAGACACAGCGACGAUACCAAAAUUCAUCAUUUUGAUAAAGUAUUACAUAAGUUUCAUAUGCUAUUGACGAUUUUCAAUUCAAUAUUCAAUAAAGUUUUGAAGUUAUUUGAUUUGGAAUGAUACAACAUAUAUAUAUAUUAGCCCUGUGAAAAGUAUGCACAUGAUUCUAGAGAUAUCACGAUAAAUUAAAAAGCUACUCUACAUGUAACACGAAAAAUAUGUUCAACUUAUGACUUAAAUUUAGAGAUUAAAUAAACUUUUUUUCUGUGUUUUUUUACGAUUGAUAACAACAAAA